AUGACGGAAGACGUUUCUGCUAAACACGCCCGUUUCAACGACAAAAAAGUUCGAAAGACAAACGAACGGGGACGUGUGUUGACGAUGAAAUAUGGGAAGCAUCAAAUGAUGCUAAUAAAGAAACGAAUGGGCGUGGAAGAUUGGAUUGAUGAUAAAUUGAAUGAGCUGUACAACGGUGACACGGUAUUAUGA
Molecule: messenger RNA, 192 nt
Organism: Gongylonema pulchrum
Lineage: Eukaryota; Metazoa; Nematoda; Chromadorea; Rhabditida; Gongylonematidae
Source: the annotation of a GenBank genome assembly